AUGCCUUAUAUCUUGUUGAUUUCUGGAUUGAUAGGGAGCAGGGAGCCUGCUGGAGCCGAAAUAACCAGAGUAACAGAAGGAGCAGAGCGCAUGAUGGUUACUGGAAAUGGUAUGAAUUUACUUCCGAAGCAAGUAAGCAACAAACUCCCUCAGCAGCAAUUGAUGGUGGAAGAGGACAAGGGCAUCUUGGAGGGGUUGGCUGGUCUUAACCACAAACACACAUUUAUAUCAACUCUUACUUCCACUGCGAUGUCAGGACCCCCUACGAUGCACUCCAUCCUUGUAGACUCACAGAUGCAUGCAGUCACUCCUGCUGAACCAGCUACUCGGGCUCAUGCUUUUAUCGCCACCACCAAAGGGGACUACUUCGGGGCAACUUGGCCUGCCACCUCUACCACAGCCGCAGCGGAAAUCGUUCCUUUUAAUUUCUUGCUUGGUAAGGAGCAAGCAGUAAGGAGCACGUAG
This is a messenger RNA of Prunus armeniaca (apricot), 465 nucleotides long. NCBI's taxonomy places the organism in Eukaryota, Viridiplantae, Streptophyta, Magnoliopsida, Rosales, Rosaceae. The record is from the annotation of a GenBank genome assembly.